Molecule: messenger RNA, 2537 nt
Organism: Parasteatoda tepidariorum (common house spider)
Lineage: Eukaryota; Metazoa; Arthropoda; Arachnida; Araneae; Theridiidae
Product: putative glutamate receptor
Cellular component (GO): membrane
Molecular function (GO): ligand-gated monoatomic ion channel activity
Source: RefSeq, a predicted model, not a curated record
UUAAAAUUUCUUUAUUCAAGGUCAAAAGCAUUUCGUUUUUCUCUCUGAGAAUUUCAAAUGUCGCCAAACGCAAACUUCUUGUUUUGCGGCUACAUCAAUAACAUUGUACAACAGAGUAAAUGCAGCCCUGGUAGACUUCCGUUUUAAUUUCAGAACUUCCAUAAUUGUCAACAAGCAAACACUUCUUUAUAAUAUAAAUAACAUGCAAAAUUUCAACAAUUAUCGUCCAAAGUCCUUUGCCUUUCUGAAUUCGAAUCAUUAAAUUUCAAAACACAAGGAGUACGCCAUUAUGACCCAUAAAACAAUGAGAUUCUUUAACUUUUUGUUCAAAAUAAAUAUUCAGAUAUUUAACUUUAAAACAUGACUUUUAUUUACAAGAAUUUUAAAUAUGGAACAUAGAGAGUUGGCAUAAAGGGAAACUAAAGUGAAACAACAAAAGAUAACUUGAAGUAGUAGCUACAGUCACUAAAAUAACAUAUUACAAUCUCAAACACACGCCGUGUUUGCGUGAAACAAUCACAAAAAAGCUAAUGAAUUACAAAACAUUCGUUAAAGUUGACACGCAAGACAAUAGUUGUGUCAUUGAAUUUUGUUUACUUGUUUUUAAAAAAAAAAAUUGUAGAUAAAAUAUUUUAAAAAGCCUUCAAUUGAUUCUUAUACACGCACUUACCAUUCAUCAAAUUACAAACAAAUAUAAAAACUCUUCGUUUUGUUUUGCAUUCAUCAGCUUCUUGAUAGCUCGUUUCUUUUCCUUGGAGCCUUUUCCUGGUCUAACUUGUGUGCAAAAAAAUUAAGUAAUUACUACUAUCUUAAGAAUUGCUAUUACUGUUAUCCCGGAUUUAAUAAUUUCAUAAAAAAUGAAAUACAGAGAUUCGUUAUUAUUUGUGAAGAAUGGUAAAAUUUCCUUGUCAACUCAGAUUCUUUAUUCUCUGUUAGAGUUUCAGAUGACUUAACGUAUGCAGACAAAUUUUUUGACCGCAGAAUUUACAUGAAAAUUUAGAUGCAAAAAAAAGUAAAUUCUUCGCUCGCAUUCCAAGUCGAAGAACAUUUCCACAAAGAAUUCGUUCAUCUUGUGAAGAACUGCGAAUUUUUCUUGCCAACUCAACGUCUCUAUUUUCUGUUAGCUUUCAAGAUCUAACUUCACCGAAAGAACUUCAACUGAAUUUGAUGUCAAAAACUUGAUUGAAACUGAUUCACAAGAAUUCCAUAAAGAUUUUAUAUAGAAUGGCAGAUUAUUUUCCCUCUAAACUUAGAAUCGCAGCCCUACCACUUUCCGUAGUCUUACAAAUUAAAAGAAUCAACAACACUACCAUCAUCUCGGGAUGUGAAGCAGAAUUAAUAAAUCUACUAUCACGUAAACUAAAUUUCGAAUAUGAGAUUCUUGUUCCCUCCGAUUCAACGUACGGUUCAAGGGAUGCAUUCGGAAAUUGGACUGGAAUGAUGGGAAUGCUUACAAGGAAUGAAGCUGACGUGGGAUUCCCCUUUAUAGGUAUCACCGAAGAGAGGGCUGCUGCAGCGGACUUCAACAUACCUUACCUCCCUUUCGAAAAAACGUUUAUGAUGAACCAUGCUUCAUUCUUGCCCAAAACAUCAGCAUUCACGUAUCCUUUCAGCAGACUCGUAUGGUUUUCAUUCUUUAUCGUACUCCUCUUAGUGACAGUGCUAUUUCGAGCUUUGAUUUCCCCAAGAGAUUCUGUUUGUUCCGUUUUCAUCAAUUUGUGGGCAUCUUCUUUCGGACAGGGACUGAACUACAGCCCUCGUUCAAUGUCCAGGCGGAUACUACUUGGAAUUUGGCUCAUUUAUUCAUAUCUGAUAAUUCUGAGUUACAGCUCAGUCCUGUUAUCGUUUUUGACAUCCCCGAUUAGAAUGAAGCAAAUAAAAGAUUUCAAGGAACUCUAUGCGGCAGUCAGAGAGGGGAAAAUGGAGUGCCGAUCAGGAUACCCCUCUCUGGAAGCAGAGUAUUUGUCAAAAAGCGAUGUACCCCAUGUUAAAGGAUUAGGGGAAUAUGUUAAAAAGAAUAAAUGGUACUUCUCACCUAGUACGAUCCGAAGUGUACCGAAACACACAGCAUUGCUCGGGUCACCCAUUCUAUUUCGCAUACUUUUUGGGAAUCCUAAGAAGCACUUUUAUUCGAAGGAAACUUUUGGAUUUUUCGGAUCAGCUGCACUCAGCAAAGAUUUUUGCUGCAAAGAGCGUUUCAAAACAAUCCUACUCAGAAUUUGUAGUGGUGGCUUAUAUAAUAAAUUCAUGAGCGAUUUAUUCUUUAAAUUAGAUUUAAAGAGAAGUUCAAACAAUGACAUUUAUAGUAGGUCUUCAGCAUCACCUUUAGGAUUAUCAGAUUUAAAUGGACUGUUCAUUAUUCUAGGUAUAGGCUGGGCAUUAGCUAUUUUCACUUUGAUAUUGGAAAUCACCUACAGUCGAUGGGUACGCUCAAAACUUCCCCAAACCUAAAAUAUGCGAUGUGGAAAUACUUUUUAAAUUUUACAACCUUCACCAUCACCUUUUUCGAAACACAUUAUUAUUAUUAUUAUUUUAUU